CUGUGUUUAUUAGGGGAAGGAGGGCGGAGGCGGAGGCCAGUUCCCUAGCUCCAGCCGCCGUCGCCGCUGCUUGUGUAGUGGCAGCCGCGGCCGCCUCCCGCCAGCUCGCUCCGGGAAAAGAGAACGCGCGCGAGCUCGGGCGUCCCCGCCCCAGCCCUUCCCGGAGCCAUGAAUCCCAACUGCGCCCGGUGCGGCAAGAUCGUGUACCCCACGGAGAAGGUGAACUGUCUGGAUAAGUUCUGGCACAAAGCAUGCUUCCACUGCGAGACCUGCAAGAUGACACUCAACAUGAAGAACUACAAGGGCUACGAGAAGACCCCCUACUGCAAUGCACACUACCCCAAGCAGUCCUUCACCAUGGUGGCUGACACCCCGGAAAACCUCCGCCUCAAGCAACAGAGUGAGCUCCAGAGUCAGGUGCGCUACAAGGAGGAGUUCGAGAAGAACAAGGGCAAGGGCUUCAGCGUGGUGGCAGACACGCCUGAGCUCCAGAGAAUCAAGAAGACCCAGGACCAGAUCAGUAACAUAAAAUACCAUGAGGAGUUUGAGAAGAGCCGCAUGGGCUCCAGCGGGGGCGAGGGCAUGGAGCCCGAGCGCCGAGAUGCCCAGGAGCAGCCGCCCCACCACAUCCCGACCAGCGCCCCGGUUUACCAGCAGCCCCAGCAGCAGCAGGUGGCACAGUCCUAUGGUGGCUGCAAGGAACCUGCGGCCCCGGUCUCCAUACCGCGCAGUGCCCCGGGCGGGGGCGGGAAGCGGUACCGCGCUGUGUAUGACUACAGCGCCGCGGACGAGGACGAAGUCUCCUUCCAGGACGGGGACACCAUUGUCAACGUGCAGCAGAUCGAUGACGGCUGGAUGUACGGGACCGUGGAGCGCACCGGCGACACGGGGAUGCUGCCGGCCAACUACGUGGAGGCCAUCUGAGCCCCCGGCCCUGCCCCGCCCCCGUCCGUCUUCAGUGCAUUCCACCGCAUCGCAUCUGUCCUGGGCGGACCCGUCCACCCUUCCGUGUCUCUGUUCUUUUCAAUCCGCGACAGCUUGUUUAUUCCCACCCUCCUCCAGCUUCUUUUGCCAACUGAAGCCUUGUUCUGCCACUUUCGCGGGCUCUUCUCUGGCAGGUUUUCCCUUGACCAACUUCUUGGUUUUCUCUCUGGACGGAAUAGGUGUGGACCUCUCUGGGGGAGGCUGAGGCCCCGGGGAGCUGGUCUGGAAUUGGAGACCCUUUGGCUCCCAGGCCUCUGCCUUCUCUCUUUUCUGCCCCCUCAGACCUUCCUGCCCUCCUCACACACCCAAACUUUCCAGGACUCCCAGGGGAGGGGCUCCGUACAUUCCCGGAGUGGGACCCCACCAGCCUGGCCCCUGGGCUGGGCUUUGCCUCUGCUUCUCAAAGACGGGGCUCCUGGCCCUUGGAGGGGUCCCCUCGCCACCCUCUCCCACUCUCAAGGACCACAGAGGAGGGUAGAGUCCCCGCUUUGGGAUUCAUUCGUCCCUCCCCACAUGUGUUCCUUCUCACACUGUGAUUUCGCUCUCCUGCCCACGCAGAGCGGUGGUGGGCGAGGAGCUCCCCAGGAAGCUCGGCUUGGGUCAAGUGCUCGCCUCUCUCACUUUUAGGGACAGCUGCAGGAAGGAGGGGAACGGGGUGUUCUCUCCGGCAGCCCUUUUCCUUCUUCCUCCCCGCAGUCUCCGGGCGCCCUGGCUGGCUCCUGCACCGGGAGCCAGCCGCCCCCCCCAAGCUCUGGGCUAGGUGGGCCACACCCCCCUCCUUCCCAUGGGAAGAUGUCUUGGGCCUCCCACGGCCGCCCCUCCUUGGCCCAAAGCCAAGUGGACUGGAACUGUGCAGAGCCACAGGACCUUCUGUGUCUCCAGAACUCCGCAUGUGGGGGAAGAGCGCGUCUGGAUCUGUGAGAGGCCAGCGGCGGGGAAGUCAGAGUCCAGGCCCGCGGGAGUCUCUGGGGGGGGCCCCCAGGGGAGAGAAGUUUCCUUGUGGUUUCUUUGGUGUGAAAAUUCCUCCUUUCCUUCAAUUGCCAAAUGGCAGAAGCCCACCCACCUCCUUUCUAGUGUGCCGUGCCAAGGUGAGGGGGGUGGUUGUGGGGUCAGUGGGGCUGAUGGGGCCCGCAGCUUGCUGGGGUGAGGGGGGGGCAGGCGUCGUGGCUCUAGGCCUCUUCUUUCCCCCCAAGUCUGUGUCCUGGGCUGCAGAGGAGGGGGUGCCUUCCCGGCCCCUGUCCCCUGACCUCCCCCUCGCUAACCUUAGGCCCUCUUGAAGCAGGAGAAGGUUCCAGAGCUUCAAAACUGGAAGCACAGACCCCGGGACGAGGAAGGGAAAGAUGGUGCUAUUUCCAAGUCCCUUCUCUUGCUCACUGGCGGCUGUGACGACCCUUGCUUGGCUUUAUUCAUCUCCGGGCUCUCUCAACACCCCUCUGGGCCUCUCCAUCUUGUCUUCACCUCAGGCUCCAGGGUUGACAUCUUUGCCUCCUUGUCCCUUCAGGGGAGGGAGGGCCCUGCAGGCAAAUUUCAACAAUCAGGUUGUCACUGCUUGGGGGUUGACCUCGGAAUAUUUCCCCCAGAUCAGAAGGUUGAAGAAAUGACUGUUGGAGUGGGGAGAGCCUUGCCCGACCUGUCUCUCUUCCUCUGGCCCCUGCCGAGGUGAAGGCAGGUGGAGGGUUUUUAUGUUGGACGAUUUGGGGGAUGAGGGAGGAAGAGAGGAAGCAGUUUGGGGAGCUUUGGGGGAGGCAGUAGUCCAUUACCUUCCCUCUUGAUCUCAAAGCACAACUUGGAUUUGGGGACCAACGGUCAGAGACGCAUCCUGUUGGAGGACCUGUGCUGGGAGCAUGGGGAGAGGUGGCAGGAAAGCCUACAGGAGCAAGAAGCGGCCUGUUUUCCCUUCGCUUCGUUUUCUUUCCAAAACAAGGCAGGCCAGCCACUGGAAUCUUGCUGCCAGCCCCUCUGCUCCUCCCGUCCUAAAAAUAGGGGAUCUUUUCUUACACACCCCCAGAGAGAGGGACUGUGUCACACUGGUGCUGAGGGACCCAGGGGGCUGCUAGGAGUCCUUGCUCCUUUCCAGAACCAACCAUCCCUACAAGAGCACAGAACCGAGGGCUGGGCCAAGUCCCUGGCCUUUUCGUACAGUUCACAAAGGUCUUUGGCCAAUCUAAUCCCAGGAAAGAAGAUGCAUCAAAGCUAGAAUGUGAAUAUAACGUUAGCGGACCAAUAAGAAAAUGCAAGAAGCCCAAUGGUGAGAAAAGUGAAUUCUGUCACACUGCUUCCUAUUUUCUUCCUCAUGUCCCUCCAGGGAAAACGACUUUAUUGCUUCAUUUCUGCCUUUUUCCUCUCACAUAUGCACUUUGGGCCUUUUUUUUUUUUUUUUUAAUAGCUGGGAAAAAAAAAUUCCACCCCGCGAACCUGUAUUUAAAAAGAAACAAAUGACCAUGUGAAAUUUGCCUCUGUCCAAACAUUUCAUCCGUGUGUGUGUGUGUGUGUGAAGCCGUCCAUUCAUCUUUUUAUAUGGGGUGGUUGUCUUUUCUUGGUCUGUUCCGGUCCCUCCCUCGUGGGCUUGUGCUUGAGAUCAACUCUUUCUGGCCUGUUAGGAUUCUCAACGUUUGACUUGGACCACAAGUGAUUCUUUCUCCAGGUGACUCAAAUAAUAAAAGUAUAAUUUUUACCUGUGGA
Ailuropoda melanoleuca (giant panda) is the source of this 3666-nucleotide messenger RNA. RefSeq names its product LIM and SH3 protein 1 (gene LASP1). Bases 169 to 924 code for a protein of 251 amino acids. NCBI's taxonomy places the organism in Eukaryota, Metazoa, Chordata, Mammalia, Carnivora, Ursidae. The transcript is spliced from 7 exons. Gene Ontology annotation, molecular function: actin filament binding. Gene Ontology annotation, cellular component: focal adhesion. The record is from RefSeq and is a predicted model, not a curated record.